Messenger RNA from Besnoitia besnoiti, 8685 nucleotides. RefSeq lists its product as uncharacterized. The transcript has 16 exons. The record is from RefSeq and is a predicted model, not a curated record. The coding region runs from base 1 to 8685 and encodes 2894 amino acids. Gene Ontology annotation, molecular function: mechanosensitive monoatomic ion channel activity. NCBI's taxonomy places the organism in Eukaryota, Apicomplexa, Conoidasida, Eucoccidiorida, Sarcocystidae. Gene Ontology annotation, cellular component: plasma membrane. Gene Ontology annotation, biological process: transmembrane transport; monoatomic anion transport.
AUGUGGCCGCCUCGUGGGAUAGGCACCGAUCAGCAGAGCGUGCGCACAGCCAAGCUCUCAGGGGUGUCUUCUGUGCGACGUGAUGACGCGUUUCUCCCUUUUGCCGCGCUGGAGGAACGGAGGUCCCGAGGCUCUCCAUCCGAGCGCUUUCCGUGGUCUCGGGGCCGCCGCAGCAGCCCUUUGCUGUCGAGUGCCGACGGGCGCCGGCGCGACGCCGACGUCCGCAGUCAGCUCGGCGGCAACAACAAAAGCUUCGUGGGCUCCACUGUCGCGGCACUGCCCUGGGGCAGGGGCUACCAGCAGGGGUCAGGAGCCCCGGAGAGCGGCGGCUUCAGGGCCUUCCCCUCCAGAUGGAGGCAUCCCUUCUCAUCCCAUGGCGGCGGAGGCGGGCACAGUGCAGCAACGUCCUCGCUCGCGGGUGACCGGGGUGUCGGCGGAAACUCGAUGAUGAACGCUUCGUCGUGCGCAGACAUGGAAGUUCCGCGCGCAAUGAGCCGCACGUUUUCUCAGCAGGGGUCUUCGUACCUCUACGGGCCUGCUGGCCCGCGCGGCGCGGCGGACGGGGACGCGGCGCCGGGGUUGCGGGCUUUCGACUUGGUUUCAAAGGCGAGCCCGUCCAAGAUGAUUGAAGAGCGGCCGCAAGACGAUGAGAGAGAGGAACCCGACAGUGACGAUGAAGAGCGCGACCAGUCCGAGUGUCUGCGCCUCUGCCGGAAGUGGCUGCGAGCCGUCUUUCCUGACUCCUAUCCGCUGCUCUGGUUCCUCAUCCAGGCCUCCGUCUGCUUCGUUCUCUUGCUCGUCGGCCUCGGCGACGGCAGCAACAGCAGCCGCAGCGAUUACGCCCUCGGGAAACUCGACUUCCACUGGAUGCCUGGCGAGGACGUCACCGACAAAGCCAGACCGAAGCCGCACAUCAUCGGCGACAUCGACAGCGAGAGGCUCUUGCUAAACGGGUCUCUCGUGUUCAUCUGCGUGACGCUGCUGAACCUGGCCUUCUGGCUCUGCACCAUGGCCGUGAGAGUUGUCGUCAUUACGGGCUUGCUGAAUUUGAUUUGUUAUGAACGCCCGGCGGCGACGGCCUUCGCGUCGACUGUGGAUCCCGAAAUUUUCUACGUUGCCUGGAGCGUCUUCAUUUACGCCUUCUGGAGAGGCCACACUCGAUCGAGCCCUCUAGUGCUUGUCCCGAACAGCCAAGAGAAGACAGAGAUCGAGCCCCUCACGUUCUACCGGCUGUUUGGCGACGAGUGUUUUUUCACCGCCGACAUGCUGCGCGCGAUUAACCUGACCAACGUCGUCUAUCUCGUUCUCUCCGUUCGCCGCGCCCUGUUGGCACUCAUGCUGUUUUUCUUCGAGCUCGGCUUCCUCAUGAACAUGAAUUCUCAGCUGGUCAACUACCUCACCAAAUACGCGCGGAUUCGCAAACUGAAUGUAAAGUGGUCGCGCAGCACCCCGCAAGACUGGCAUCGCUCGACAGAGUCUGCGGCGUCUGUAUGCAGCAGCAACGAAGACGGCCAGCGCAAUCUCUUGUCGCAGGAGGCGAGGCCAGACGACGACACCCUGCGGGUGACCACGACGGCGCAGUCGUCCCUGGGCCCGCUGCCGUCGUUUCUUCCUCUACGAGAUGUGUCCGCGAAAGAUCUGCUCAAUCUGCAGCCGGAGAAUCCCUUCCUCCCUCCCUUGUCUUCCUCGUCUGCAUCUGCUGCCUCCUCAGCCGCUUCGUCCGCCUCCGCGUUCGCCUCUCCGCCGUCGGCUCGAGCCUUCGCGUCUGCCUCGCCCUCCGAGGCGGUGCGCACCCCUCGGGGCCCUGGCCUUGAGAGACAGCAACUAGAGAGGCAGCGAGAAGAGAGACAGCGAGAGGAGAGAAGCAACAGACGAGCGAUGGAGGACGCGGGCGCGCCAAACGUGGGCGAUCGCCCAACGGCUGCGGCUUGUCUCGAAGGCGAUAGUGCCCCCUCGAGGCCCGGCGCCGCGGCGUCCAGUCUCCACGCACCUUCACAGGGCUCUCGAGAGCCCGCACAGACGUCUCCGGCGGCACACGCCUGCCGCGGGUCGGGAGAGAGGCUCUGCGAGGGAGAGACAGAAGUCGAGAGAGAGCGAGUGGAGCAAGGAGAAAGCGAAGAUGUAGUCCCACGCAAGCCCGACGAGGAGGCGGAGGCGCCCAGAGCCUCAGUCAGAGAGGGCAGGGCUCUGCGGGAUGCCGAAGACUGGGGAGGCGAGCGAGAAGACGACUCCAGAAGCGCCGCGCCUUCCGCGAGAGAGGCAGCGGAAGGGCGAAUGCGAGAGAGUGCCCUGUUCAUUCUGCCGCCUGAGGAUGAAGAGGAAGAAGACGUGAAUGAGGGCACUCAGGCGUGGGCGACGCGGGCGAGAAGAGGCUACGACCGACAAACUCAGAUCAUGCGGUUGAGAGACAAAGCUCGCAAGUUCUUCCGCGACUGCUGGAGGCGCAUCGAACGCUUUCAGCAGCAAUACGCCAGGACGCGAUACAGCGGCACGUCGCUGAGAAGCCCGCCAUCGUCUAGAAGAAAUUCGGGGUUCCCCGGCCUCCACCUUGGCCCUUUGUUUUUUCCCUCGAAGCGCGGCGCGGCGGCGUUGCUGGAGCGAGGCCCGAUCACCUUCGGCUCGCCGCAUCCUUCUCCGCGGCUCGACGACCUGCUGGGCGACGCACUCGAGAGGGCAGACGGAGACCGCGAGGCGGAGAGAGAGCACGAGUGCAGGGGGCUUGGAGGCGGCAACCCAGCCGCGGCGGGGGACAGCGGCAGGCCCGCAGCCCGAGGCGCCUUAUUGCCGCUCCACGCGCACCAGCACCGCCCGAUGAGCGCCUUCCGCAUCCGCCACUCCAUCACCAAGAAACGAAUCGAACAAGAAGUCCACGGACAAGGUCUCCCUCGACCUCUGAAGGCGCAGAGCAUUGAAGCGACAAAGACAUCGAAGGUGCAGAACUGGUUGUCGAUUCAGUACGCGCUUCACCACCCGCCUGCGUUGUUUAUCCACGGCCGACGCAUCGCGCUGACGAACAAGAAGAUCACAGGCACGAUCGCGGAGCUGUUGUUCAAUCAGUUGGUCAAGGAGAACCGACAACCGCCUGGCUCCUCCUGCUCGCCGUCGCUCGUUUCCGAGCUCAACCACGUGUCCUAUCCGACGGACAGCCAAGCCUUUGACUCAGCCAAACCCGAGAGCGCCGCGGCCGAGCCGACCAAUUCUGCGCAAGCCACGACGGAAGACGCAAGACGUUCCACAGCUAAGCCGACGCUCGCGCCGCCCGCGGAACACAUGGGGCUCGCGAGACGCACCACGAGCACGCAGACGCUUGCCCACGAGGGGAGCGACCGAGCGGGCGAGGUCUCAGACGCAGCGCUUCUCCGCCCAACCCGAGGAAGCAGCGACUGCAAGCGGGGCGGCGCAGGUGAGCCAGAUGUAGGGUCGGCAUCAAGCCGGGGUGCUUCCGUGAGCAGCGCAGGCGACUUGGGAAGGCCUGAGAAGACCCGUCUCUGCGCCUGCCGAGAAGGGAGCCGAUGCGCCACAGGUGACAGCGAGGACGCAGCUGCAUGCGGACGCAGCGAGCGGAGGAACAGGCGCGGCGCACAGACCGAGCCAGGAGGAAUCGACGUGAGAUCAAGAGGAGGUCAAGACGCAGACUGCGCGGGCUGGGACAAGCCGCCAAGAGAAACGGCGCCCGCCCUUGCAAGCUCGCAGGUGAAGCUACGCGGCGACCCGCAAAGCAGCGCAAGGAGUCAAGGAGCAGGGGUUGAGUCCGCUGCACUUCGCUCUAGCUCCGAACGGGUUGGUGCCGGCAACGGCGGGCACGUCCCAGGUGCUGGUGCGCCUUGUAAGGGCACGGCCGAAGGCGGAGGCCGGAUAGGAAAACGAACCUCAGGCUCGGAAGAGCCUGACGGCAGAAGGGGCGACGCCAUGUGCACAGCCACAACGAAGCCCAAAGCGGCAUCAGUGGACGCGAGCUCGCCUCCUGCAUUCGCCGUUCGCUCCUCCUCCACAAGUGUUCCCUCGGCUGCGCGGCAUUCUCUCCACGCCGCCGCAGAACCACGGGGUCCGCGAGGCGGCAGCGUUGGCCUGGCGGGGGGGCCAGAGGGUGCGGAGCCGCUUGGGGCGGCUUGGGAGGACGAGGAGGGAUGCGCCUCCAGUGGGGACGACGUCCAGCCUUCCUUCGCCUCUGCGCCUUCCCUAGCCGCCGAGAGGCCGCCGCACGCAAAGAGCGAACUCUGCGCGGCUGGAGGUGUCGAGGAGGCGGCGGUCGCGUCCCGCGUGGGGAAGCGCUCCGUCGCGCUCGAGGGCUGGGCGAGAGCGCGACGCGAAGCAAACGAAGGAGUGAGGAAGAGACACCGAGAGGGGGAAGGGGCUGCGGACGCUGAGGGGGCAGGCAGUGCAUGCUACGCCGGCGUCGACAGCCAGCGACGCGAAAAAGCAUUGCAGGGAGUGCCAGGCGGCGAGCCAGAUCUGCACGCGACAGCGGCACAGACAGGAGGAGUUGGCGCCGAAGCGGAUGUGUGGGAAGCUGACGGCAGUGCACCCACCUGCCCAGAUAAGAAGGGAGACAAGCGAACUCGGCGCAGCGACGCGUACAUAAGAUCGCCUGAGUGGAGGGCCCGACGUGCGUCCCGCCCUCGGGCGCCCGUGCUGGGAGGAAGGCACCUUGAGCCAUCGGAGACAAGUCCGGCUUCUGCUCCCGACCCACACAAGGGCGACGAAAGGAGCGACCGGUCCUCAGACGAGCCCGAAGAACCCCGCUUCGGAAGCCCUGCGUUUUCUGGCGAAUUUGCGCCGAUCCCCCUCGCCUUUCGGGCCCUAGGUGCGUCGCUGCCAGCGGAGCCGCCCGACGAAGAUGGCGCCGGCGUCGCCCGGGACGAGGGCGAAAGGUACGGCCCCCCCAGUCUCGCCUUAUCCGUCCUGACCGAGCCGCCGACAGUGUCUCUAGGGAUGCCCCUAGCCUGCGCUGAGGGCCGCGAAGACACCUUAUCCGUCGAAGGAGCAGCCAGGGCGCUUCGCGUCUCGAACUCGCCUUCCUUGCCUUCCGGUGCUGGCUUGCACGGGGCGCUGCGGCGUCCCCCCGACCGCCGCGGUCGGGCCCCAGGCCGCACAACCGGGACAGACGCGCCGCUUCGUCGCACGUUGGAAGAGCCUCCACGACCCCGAGCACCCGUCACACCGAUUGUCUGUCCGUCGGUGCCUUGCGGCGCCUGCGGACAGGCGCGGGCCGCCUCGAACCUGUCUCCAGAAAAGAGACAGGCGAAGUCGGCCGACGAGGGGCGCUCAACGGCUUUUCCUGACAUUUCGCGGUCCGCGAAAACCGCGAGAGACGAGACUGCCGCCAACAGUCUGCGGCCGCGCGCCGGCGCCCCUGCUCAGACCCCGAGAGACUCUUCGGCGGCGAGGCCCCGCAGACGAGGGCAAGUCGAGGCAGGGGGAGAAACUGAAGCGCGCCGCGAGAGGCUGAGACAAGCAGAGAAAGAGGCCCGACCAGGAGAAGACGGAGAGACUGGAAGGAACGAUGCGGAAGCGGAGACAGAGCAAGGCAGACGGCGACAAACUGAACCCAGUGCUCCUCUCAGAGGGCCGACGGCCGAUUCCAGGCACCAUGAAAAAAACGCCGGCGACGAGGAGGCAUCUCGUGUCCGCGUUGGCGAGCCCGUAAGGGUCGCAGAAGUGCCGGCGUUUACUUACGCUCCGGUUUACGAUACAGAGAGGAAGAAAGAGACAAAGGCGUUCGCCUCCACGGUCGGGCACACGGGAGCUUCUCCGCCGUCACAGGUUUUCUCGUCUGGCGCUUCCUCGUCGAAGGGCGGCGUUGAGGCGGAGGCGCUUCGCCGCUCGUCAGCCCCAGCGCGACGCUGGCGGUCUGCGAAUUCCCCGUCCGGAUCGUCUUCUGCCGCAUCUCAAGCUGCUACUUCUGCCUCGUGUGCUGCGCAGGCGCCCCUCGAGGCUCUAGGAUCCACGGCCGGCAAAGCAGACGCGGGGAAGAUUUUACGCAGGGACGACGAGGAGCAUCUCCUCGCCCGCUCUGCGUCUGCCGAGGGCAGCCAGGAACUGCCAGAGGCAGCAGACGGGCAACCAGGUAGAACGAUCACGAGAGGGGCAGAAGGGUCGAAGCCGCCAGCGGCCUCGGGCAGCGGGAGUGGGCACGCUGCGCCUUCGGCGAGCAGGCCCCUUGCAGAGGGAGACGAAGAGGAAGGGCGGUCAUCUGGAGACGAUAGACCCACGCCAGAGCCGAGCAGCUCACUUCCUCCCAGUAAGUCUUUCUCCGUGCCGCCACCGUCGCCGUCGCUGUCGUCGCCGUGUUCUCCUCGGGCUUCGCCGUCUCACGCGACCUGUUCCCCUUCUUCCUCCGCGGCCGUCGCGUCUGCUCAUUCGCUCUCUGCAUGGGCUGCCUUCGCACGCCAGUUCUCGGGGCCGGGCGGGCCUUCUCGUUCUCCGCCAGGCUCUCCAUCUUUGCCCUCUUUCACUGCAUCGGGUGCCUCUGCGUCGUCCCCAGCUUCGCGCUCGAAUCUUGGGGGAAGCCUUCCCUCUAUCGAUCCCGCCGCCCACAUGGCUGACGCAAACAGCUUCCUCGGAGCCGCGCUGUCACACGACACGACCGAAGCGCUCACUUCCAGGGAACAAGGCCCCGACAGGGGGGUCGCGUCGGCUGCCCGUCUGACUGAGGGAGAGCGCAUGCGGAAGGAUUGCGAGGCCUCAGCACCUGAUGCAUCCUCUUCGGUUUCCUCUCCUGCGUCACCUGAGGCAAACGGUGCCCUCGUCGCUACCUCGGCGCCGCUUUCUCGGGGCGCUGCGUGCAAGGGACAAGGCGCUUGGUCAUGGGCGAGCCGCUCGGGCAUGUCGGCGUCUGCUUUUCACGUUCCUUCAUGUGCGUCUGCCUUUCAGCCUUCCUCCGGCCUCAGCCUUCCUAAGGCCUUCGCGGGGGCCUCCUCUCGCCGCAGCCCCGGUCCGCCUCUCCCUCCCUCAGGCGGUCCAAGUGGCUCCCUCCGGCCGCAGCCCGCGGGCGCGUCCUCGGAGGCCGCGCGGGCGCCGCUGGCGCUGGCUAAGCGGCAGGUUCACCACUGCGCGAGAGUGGAGACUGCUGGUCGAGAGACAGGCCGCGAGCCAGGCCGCGAGGAAGCCGAUGCCAGUGGGGAGGCGGGGCCUGCACUCACACCCCAUUCUGGGCCUACGGUCGUCUCUGAUGUACGCGAGGGGGAGCGGAAGGAGAAGGCAGAAGCGCGUGUCACUGAGAGUCGCUCCGCAGCGCAAGGCGCAGGCUGCGAUUCUGUGGCAGACGGAAGGGGGGCAGAAGACGCUGAGCGAGCCUCCUUUGAUGCCAUCGCCGAGGACGGCGACGCACGAAAGGAGACCGCGCGGAGCCGAGAAGGGGAGAGGAAAAGAGAAGGCGGAGACUCAACGCAACUGGAAACCACCCAAGCGGCUGAGCGAGCAGGCGCCUCCGGGCAAGCAGGCGGAGGAUGCACGAGUGGAUGGCUCACCAGCAUGAGCACAGCGAGGCACUGCGUCGAGUCGGUAGACGAGCGCGAGAGGAAAGAAACGGACGAAGUCUACCUGGGCCGGGAGACGAUUGAACUGUAUCUGCGGCCAGAAGAAGCGGAGGAAUUCAUGAAACAGGUCGAUUUCGCAGGUCACGGGAAAAUCAACGCGGAGAUGUUCAAACGCGGCAUUCUCAACAUCUACAACGCUCGCAAGCGACUCGUCCGCGGUCUCCGAAGUCAAGGCAGCGUCGCGUCCACGGUGCUGCGAAUGAUUUCUCUCCUUCUCUGGUUCGUGUGCGCCGUCGUCAUGCUCCUGGUCAUUGGCGUCGACAUGAACUCUGUCAUCGUCUCCGGGGCGGCCUUCCUCUCAGCUCUCACAGUUGCACUCAGCUACUUGUAUCAGCACUUCAUCACAGCCGUCAUCUUCGUCGCGCUGACGAAUCCCUACAACAUCGGAGACCGCAUUCGCGUAGACGGUGGCGAAAUCCUCACAGUGCGAAAAAUCCGAACGUAUACUACGGAGUUCGACACCGUCCACGGCCGGCCGGUCAUUUACAGCAAUUCCGUCCUUUUCUCUCGCGUGCUGACUAACGAAUCUCGCGCAAAGAACAGCGUCCUCGAGUUGAAGCUCCGCGUCGGCAUUGGCACUCCACACUGCCUCAUCAAAGCACUGGAAACGAAAAUGCGGAAGUUCGUUGAACAGCGACCCAUGGACUUCGUGAAAGAUUCGUUCUGGGUCGUAGUCCACCAUGUCCAACCUGGAGAAAGCAUCGAUUAUUCACUCUGGAUGGCAUGCGUGGAGGGAUGGGGAAACUACCGGCGCGUUUUAGACUUGCGCAGCGAGGUUUACUUCUACUUGGCCAAGCAGUUGACGAAGCUGGGAAUCUCCUUCCAUCUGGCCCCCCAGCCUGUGUCAAUUACAAACGCGUCGCCGCCUCCUGUUCAGAUGCGGCCUCUAGGCCGAAGCAGCUCCCCGGUUUCUCCCUCAGCGAUCCGGUACAUGCACUCUCCCGCGGCAGCGCUCCGCCACCACACGUCGAGUCGCAAAACUCCGUCUCCGCAAACAUUUCAUGCUCUGGCGGUCCAGGCUAUUGUGGAAGGACACGAAAGCAGCAGCGACGCUUCGCUCUCACGAAGAUUCCCGCCACAAGAGCACGCGAAGCUUUGGGAGCCGGUCGGUGAGAAGAGGAAUCUUCACACAGCGGCACCGUACUAA